Messenger RNA from Hyposmocoma kahamanoa, 917 nucleotides. RefSeq lists its product as uncharacterized. The record is from RefSeq and is a predicted model, not a curated record. NCBI's taxonomy places the organism in Eukaryota, Metazoa, Arthropoda, Insecta, Lepidoptera, Cosmopterigidae. Gene Ontology annotation, cellular component: membrane. Bases 162 to 722 code for a protein of 186 amino acids. The transcript has 3 exons.
UGAUAGCACGUUUCACCUCACUGUUUUAGUAUCUUGUUGGUUUCAGUACGAAAUAGACGUCUAUCGAGGUGGUAAACAAGCUUAUCAGGCUUAUCAGCUGAUAACUAAAUUUUUAAUAUCCUUGUUAGUGUGCAUAACAACAGAGGAGAUAGACAUUGAAAAUGCGUACAACAGAGAAGCCUGGCGAAUUCGAAGCGACGCAGAAGAUGAAAUUCACUAAGACACAAAUGGAGUUCAAUAUGAAAUCUAUAAGGUUUCUAUUGCUAACCAUAACAUCGAUGUUUAUUCUCAAUUGUUGUGGUAGGGACAGCUAUGUGGAUUACAACGGUAUACAAUUCCCAGACAAUAGCACUGUCUUCUACAGGAAGAAUGAUACAGAUAUGUUCUUGAUCGAACUUCCGAGGACCUGCUGCCGGUUAGCUGAGGGACGAUUGUGUAGCGAGAUAUGGAGCAAUGGGUGUAAAAAUGCAGUGGCUAGAAGUCUUUUACAUAAUUCUAAUCGUAUCGGUACCUUAGGAGUGGCAGCUGCGUUUGUUCAGCUCCUAGGCACAAUCUUCGCACUGAACCUAGCUCGUUGGAUUGGCAAAUUUAAAAGCGGAAUGCCGUCCGUGACGUCGAAUACAAACGAUCAGAUCAUUUUGGCUCGUCACGGUGAAACUAAGACGACUAACAAAGAGACGACAGAAGAAAAGUGUAUCGACCCUGAUUCGAGUAUAUCUUAAAUUGUAUUAUCAAUUUUACUAUCUAGUGCAACGCGGGGUUGCAUCGCUGAAUCAAUUUAAUGAAUUUCCUGUCUUAUAACAUACCAUGCAGGUAGGUUUGUAUUAUAUAAUGACAGUUGAGUAUCAUUACACCAAUAUAUUGAGAAAUGGUGAAGACAAAUUUUAUUUUAAAUUUAUUGAAUAUCACGAUGUAAG